Pelobates cultripes (western spadefoot toad) is the source of this 1538-nucleotide messenger RNA. Lineage: Eukaryota; Metazoa; Chordata; Amphibia; Anura; Pelobatidae. The record is from the annotation of a GenBank genome assembly.
AUGGACGCGGUGAAAACCCGGAAAAAAGACCGGAGAAAAGACAAACAAGAUGGCGGCGACACACCUGGCUUGUCGGACGACCAGUCAGAUGCUGAAUCAAUCUCCUCCAAACUAUCGGACUCAAUGAUCACAGAACGAAGUCUGCAUAGAAUGCUACAAGACCUCCGCUCUACCAUUAGGAAGGAUUUCCUACAAAUUGACAGUGAACUGAGGAAGGAAAUCACAACACUGGGCGAAAGAACCAGCCAUCUUGAAAACAAAUCCGACGAGCUGUGUGUAGCUCACAACGAAGUUGUUGAUAAACUUCAGAAACUCUCAGAAGACAACAAUAUGCUUCAAUUAAAAUUAGCAGAUCUAGAGGAUAGAUCCAGAAGGCAGAACGUAAGAUUCAGGGGUAUACCGGACGAUAUAUCCCACGAUGCUCUUCCUGCUUAUAUACUAUCUAUUUGUAAAAUCUUAGUUCCAGACUUACCAGACUCUGCAUGGACUUUUGACCGCAUGCACAGACUUCCACGCCCGGCACGUAUGGCACAAGAUGUCCCUAAAGACACUAUUGUGAAGUUUCACUACUUUGCACACAAGAACACUCUGCUCAACGCAGCAAGAAAGGCAGGCACUCUACCUGACCCCUUUCGAAAUAUAUUCUUAUUUGCUGAUCUAUCAGCUUCCACUAUGGCACGUAGAAAAGAAUUUAUAACCAUCACCAAAACCCUACGCAAUAAUAAUAUCUCCUACAAGUGGGGUUACCCAACGAAACUUCUGGUCUGGAGACAAGGCAGAACACUGGUUAUAACCGAACCAGCCGAAGGUAUGAAGAUAAUCACCUCCUGGGGGCUUUGGAAUGCAACCACGACAACUUCACAUGCCGCACAAGCAACAGACCUUUCCCCGAAGAAACUUCAAGCGGAUUGGAAUAUGACGGGAUCGUCUACUACAAAACCAUGAACUGCCUUUUAACUCAACAUUCGCGGGAAGCGAUGAGUAUAACCUAUACUGCAAUAUGCUGAUAAGUUCUCAUGUUAAAUUGUUCUCUCUUUAUUCUUUACUGUGUAAUAUGUCAUUACGUUUGCAUUGAAUUUCAGCAUAAUUGACUCUAAAACUUAGUUAAGUUAUAUGCCUUAACUCAUUUUUUACUAGAAAUUGUCUGAAUAAUAUAUGCUUAAGGAGUAGAUACUAUGAAAAUGUGGUAAUGCAUAAUUGUACACGCCUGAUAUGAAGUGCACAUUGCGACAUGGACCCUUUCAGUUGCGCCUAUUAGCCUGGUUUUCCGUGAUCGCUCACGAUCACCAUGUGUCACUUAGUACAGAUUCUGAUUUUAAUUGCGGGUGAUAAUUCUAAACCCGGUACUCCUGUACUUGGAUUGAUGUCCAUAAAAUGGUAGAUUAACAUCAUUGCACCUAGUACAUGCAGCAUUAUAAGUGCAAUUACCGCCUAUCUGAUUAUGAGCGAUUAGACUAACUUAAAACCGCGCAACAAUAUACUACCAAUCCCAACUUACUUGUUAGAAGGAAUGAGCGUACGCGCUUGCAUCACCAAAA